Messenger RNA from Panicum hallii, 1036 nucleotides. RefSeq names its product E3 ubiquitin-protein ligase AIRP2-like. Gene Ontology annotation, biological process: protein ubiquitination. The transcript has 5 exons. The record is from RefSeq and is a predicted model, not a curated record. Lineage: Eukaryota; Viridiplantae; Streptophyta; Magnoliopsida; Poales; Poaceae. Gene Ontology annotation, molecular function: ubiquitin protein ligase activity. Bases 1 to 738 code for a protein of 245 amino acids.
AUGUUCCAUGGCGGCAGGCCGUUGUCCCUCAGGGGGUCUCUCAAGGCCCUUGAAGCUGAUAUCCACCAUGCCAACACCCUAGCGCAUGCUAUACACAGGGCGUAUGGGGGUGCCUGCGUGCAGAUGAGGUUGUCCUACAGCUCCAUGGCUCCAAUCAUCCUCAACCUUAUCCAGUGGAUGGAUUGCAGCUGCUCCUUGUCAUACACUCUCCCUAGUUACCUUGGCCUGCUCGAGGUUCUUGUCUACAAGGUUUAUGUUGAUGAAGAUGCCUCUAUAUCCACCAUAGAAAGGCGAGCAAGCCUGAAGGAAUUCUAUGCUAUCAUAUACCCGUUCUUACAACAGCUUGAGGGCAACUUGAUGGACAAGGACUGCAAGGAGAAAGGGUGGUGCACGGAGUCCGGCGGCGGCCGGAAGCUUGUUGCCGAUGAUGACAGGGAGGAUGAGUGUGGCAUUUGCUUGGAGACCUGCACCAAGAUGGUCCUUCCAAAUUGCAACCAUGCCAUGUGCAUCAACUGUUACCGAGACUGGUACACAAGAUCCCAGUCAUGCCCAUUCUGCCGUGGAAGCCUCAAGAGAGUUCAGUCCCGAGACCUCUGGGUGCUCACCGGCGACGAUGAUGUGAUCGACACGGUGACCUUGGAGAAGGAGAACGUGAAGCACUUCCUCAGCUUCAUCGAUAGCCUGCCUCUAAUAGUCCCUGACAACAUGUUAUUGGUCUACUACGACUACCUAGUCUAACAAAGCUCCCCUCUGAAACUCUGGAAGAGGAGAGAGAUCUGGGUAGAAGCGGUGUACAAGCAGGCAAGGGUUUCCGGCAGCCGACCAUCCUCUGCGGAUCGAGUUGGCAAGCGAAGCCGUUGCUGAAGAAACUCUCCGUGGUGUGCCACGCCGGUCCACUGGCCUUGCGUGAUGGCAUUGUUCGUUGUAAUAAUUGUAAAGAAGAAAAAUGUCUCGAUUUUUACUAGCUUGACAUUUCUCCUCCGGCAAAUUGCCGGAUCAUUCAGAAUGAAGAGAAUGGGGCCUGGAUGUUUCAUGA